AUACGCUCGGUUUGUUUUGCCACGCAUGCAACAUACCUUAGCUCAAAUUGCAAUCAUUUCGCAGGAAUUUAAUGAAACGGCUUGGAAAUAAUGAACUCGCAUAAAAUAUUUAUGAUCUGGUGUGGUUUUCUCCUCUGAGUUUACUUCUCACAGAUAGAAAUCAUGUCUUAUAACUCAGACGAUGUCCGGCAACAUAAAGACGAAUCAAGUGCAUGGAUAACUCACAAAGGACGUGUCUUCGAUAUAACUGAAUUUUUGAGCCGUCACCCUGGGGGGAAACAGGUUUUGCUGCCAAAACUUGGAAGCGAUGUCACUGAACUCAUGCGAGAUCCGCAAAUACACAAACACACGAAUUUGGCAUAUAAUAUGCUGUCAAAAUACUAUAUUGGCAAGUUGAGGAUCGAGGGUGAUUAUAUUGACGAUGAUGAACCACUUAAGAUGGAAGGUUAUAGAGAGAAUGAAUUAGUUGACUGGAGUAAACCAAUGGUUGCUCAAGUUGGUAAACUCGGUUCAGAGUACAUGAAAUGGGUUCAUUCUCCUGUCAAUAAACCAUUACGCUUGUUUGGUCCGGACUUUGUUGAAUUCUUUUCCAAAACCCCUUGGUAUGUGGUGCCUAUGAUCUGGUUGCCUGUGGUAAUUUACAUAUCCUUUGUCGGUGCAAGUCAACUUGCUAGAGAGCUUCCAAGCUUUUUGACCAAUAACUUCUUUCUUCUGGUCGUAUUUUUUUGUUUGUUCAUGAUGGGAUUGUUUCUGUGGACGUUCAUCGAAUAUGUCCUUCAUCGUUACGUGUUUCACAUUUCACCACCUGAUAAUUCACCAUUCUGGAUAACAUUUCACUUUUUUAUCCAUGGUCAACAUCACAAGGUCCCAUUUGACAGCAACCGUCUAGUAUUUCCACCCGUAGCUGCAUCUGUAUUUGCAAUCUUCUUUUAUAGCUUUUUAACUUUCUUGUUACCACAUGGUAUUGCUAACUGCUUGUUUUCUGGUGGUCUGUUUGGUUAUAUCUUGUAUGAUUGCAUUCAUUAUUACCUUCAUCAUGGUUCACCAGACCGAGGGAGUUACCUUCAUGGCCUCAAGAGCUAUCAUGUUGCACAUCAUUUUGAAGAUUCCUUCAAAGGUUUUGGUAUAUCAAGUAAAAUUUGGGAUUAUCCAUUCAAUACAGUCCCUAUCAAAUAUCAAUGAGCACCUUUUAAAUGACUGCAAUUUUAAAAGUGAAGAUUCCAAGUUACUAUUAAACUACAUUUUAUGUUGGCUUUACGUAAGGAAGUAUUCAUAGAAAUGGAAGAGAACAGUGUUAGUCAAUGACGAAGCAAACUUAUUUAUCUAGUCCUGGAACCAGUUGCAAGAUAGUAGUGGCUCCCCGACAGUAAUAUUUUAAAAAUUUCUUAUGAAGAAAAAUGCUACGAUUUAGACUGGACAGUCAACAGAAAAGCUCCAUUUUUGUGAAGAAAAUAUGACGACCAUUCUAUGGUCACUUCCCCCUGCGUAAAUUUGGCUGAGGCGUUUUAUUUCUGUGCCGAUAAUUAUGCCCUUCUUUUGCGCCAUCACAAUUGAUUAGGUAUAAUUGUUUUAACCUAGAACUUGUAGCUGUCUGCUAAACUAUUUGGUUCUGUGUUUUCAACUAUACUAAAAUGUCUUUUAAAAUUUGCAAGAGUGUUGUGGCUGUUGAAAAGUCUUUAGACCGAAUUUGUAAUCAGGAUUUCAAAUUUCAAAAUACUUGCUUUAUCCGUUUUUUUAAUUCAUCUUUUUCUGGGAAAAUCGCCUCAGCCUUGCGUAAAUCAUAGAAAAAAUAAUGAUAAUUUAAUCAAAAUAAACAAUAAGUAAGACUGAACUUACAGGUUAGCUAUACUACUCCUGUCAGUGAAACAAUAAUUUAUGUGUAUUUGAAGAAAUUAAUUAAUAAUGUAUUAUUUUUAAUUCUUCAA
Xenia sp. Carnegie-2017 is the source of this 1925-nucleotide messenger RNA. RefSeq names its product fatty acid 2-hydroxylase-like. The transcript is spliced from 5 exons. Gene Ontology annotation, molecular function: iron ion binding; fatty acid 2-hydroxylase activity; heme binding. Lineage: Eukaryota; Metazoa; Cnidaria; Anthozoa; Malacalcyonacea; Xeniidae. Gene Ontology annotation, biological process: lipid biosynthetic process; fatty acid metabolic process. Gene Ontology annotation, cellular component: endoplasmic reticulum; membrane. The coding region runs from base 163 to 1182 and encodes 339 amino acids. The record is from RefSeq and is a predicted model, not a curated record.